This is a messenger RNA of Cryptomeria japonica (Japanese cedar), 1220 nucleotides long. RefSeq lists its product as uncharacterized. Bases 64 to 810 code for a protein of 248 amino acids. The record is from RefSeq and is a predicted model, not a curated record. The transcript is spliced from 3 exons. Lineage: Eukaryota; Viridiplantae; Streptophyta; Pinopsida; Cupressales; Cupressaceae.
UAUUUCGAAAUAAUCUUUUAAACAUAUGGGGAAUGCAGCAUAGUCUUGGAGACACAUCACAUAAUGGCACUACAAAGCCCUUGCCUGCAGGUUUCAGCACCACCUAUCACUCAUGUUGCAACAACUAGAAUGAAUUUCAGAAUCAGCUCUCCGCGUCUAAUGCACACUCAGGAGCGCUUUUUCCAAUUCCAAAAUCUUCCGUCAGUACCAAGACUUACACCUACAGUUGUAUGUCAAAGACCAAAGCACUUAGUCACUUGUGCAUUAAAUAUCUCAAGAGGAGAGUCUGGUGGACCUGAAGAGAAUAAAAAUGUCUACUUGGAGAAAGUUAAAAAUAUAUUGGAGGAUUGCUGUGAAUCUAUCAAAGCAUUUCCAUGGAAAAAAGCCUAUACAAAGUUUUUGCAUCAUUUGUUUAGCCUUGCAUUUUGGGUGGCAAAGUGGCUCUCCAUUCCUGUGGUCAUCAUCUCAUCUCUAAGCGAAAUGAGCUACUGUGGAUGGGAAAACAAGGAGCUACUGAUACCAUUUGGUAUGGUAGUUGGUAUUGUUCUUGCCGGAAUUUUGAAGGAAACUGCAAUUGAAUUGUCAGAGGAUGUUCAGGAAGGAAAGUUUCCAUGGCAUCUUCUUAUAAUUGGGGCUUUUUUUGCAUUGAUCAAGUUACCUGGGCCAUAUUAUCCAUACUGGUUACGUGUCUUUCUUCCACACUUUGCGACUGGUGGGUUAUUGAGGACGCUUUGGUCUGCAAACAUCUGGUAUAAGACUCAAUCCACGGCACCAAAAUUGGAAACUGAUCCUGGAAUAAAUUUGAAUUAAAAAAUGGGUCAACCACAGGAAAAGGCUGGGGUCUCAGAAAUUGGUUUGGAGGUAGAAUUAAUGAUCAUUUAUGAAAUACAUGCAGUUGACAUAAGUGUAAGGAUCUGAUUGUGUUUUUGGAUCCCUGAUAUCUAUGAGAAUGUGAAAGGGUAUUUAAAUGUAAAAGUUUCUUAGGAAGCAAUGGUGGAUCCCUUCUUUGCAGUUUGUGCCAACAUAAGAAAAUGAUCUCACUAACCACACCUAAUGUUGGAUAUAUUUAAGAGGCAGAACUCAUUGACAGGAAUUUUUUUCUGUAUCCUACUCUGCUGGAGUAGCUGGAAUGAUUUUGAGAAUGUAGAUUAUCUUAGACUUUAUGUUGGACAAAUCUCUGAAUGUUCAUCUUUAGUGAAGUUUGGUUGUUAUUUCACUUA